Spinacia oleracea (spinach) is the source of this 2561-nucleotide messenger RNA. RefSeq lists its product as uncharacterized. Lineage: Eukaryota; Viridiplantae; Streptophyta; Magnoliopsida; Caryophyllales; Amaranthaceae. Bases 1594 to 2058 code for a protein of 154 amino acids. The record is from RefSeq and is a predicted model, not a curated record. The transcript is spliced from 4 exons. Gene Ontology annotation, molecular function: glutamate synthase activity.
UUUCAUUUUUGGAUUUUAUCAAAUUUGUUAGUCACUACAUGAUUUAGAAUUUUAGACUAGAGUAAGGAAUUUCGACCGUGCUCGUUCAGUUGCCGAGUAAAGGUAUCUCUUGUUUCCUCCCGAAAAAACAGCAGAUCUAGAUGCGAGAUGAUCCCGAACCUAUUUCAUAACCACCAUCCAUCACCAAUCACAUUCCACAUCUUGAUCGGAAAUCCGUGGCGUGGUAGCUUCUUUCUCAACUCUCCCAUACUGGAAAACCGCUUAAGCCCGUUUCCUCGCUAAAGCUCGAAGUUGAGCUUAAGCGAAGCUGAAAGGGACUUUUCUUCUGUUUAAGAGGAUUCCUAUACCCUGGAACUUUGCCUAUACUGCCCACUAACCAUAAGGUAAACCGAAGGAUUUUGUUAGUCACUACAUGAUUUAGUUCGGGAGGGGAUAUUUUUUCUUCAUCCGGGGGUCACAUGAAACUCAUUAUCUAAAUUUAUUAUAGUUCUUCUUUGUAACCAAAUUGGUAUGCCAGAGUAUUCCUUUAGUGUAUCUGAUAAUAUUUCCUAUCAUGACUUUGCAAUGAACUCAAAUUCUCCACACCCAAUAGGUCAUGGUCUAACUAACUUUUACCUAAUCCUAAUGUUCUUUGUCAAUUUAAUUUAUAAAGAGAUGUAAGAGCCAUUUGUUAUAGAAGUGCUUGUGACGUAGAAUAACAAAAACUUGAGUUGUAAACUUAUCAUUGUUGCCAGCUUUUCUAUCACCUUAUUAAGUGAUGUCUAUUUUGGUCGGCCAGAAAGCUAUUGAGCAGUGAAGUGAAUUGAGUUAUUUGACAGUUUGGUACUGAGAACUGUAUAUAGAACUAUAGAAGCGUUCAUGUUUUCUGCAUGUGGAUUUUUGGAUAAACGUUAUAUUUUCAAACUAUUCACCAUUAGCAGCAAAGUGGCUUGCAGCAAAGUGGUCAUUUGGGGGCAUCUCUUUCCAUGGUGGUGGUGUUCCUCUUCUUCCUAUUCUUCUAAGAGUGAACUGUCUGCACCAUGUUCUUUCAUCUACGGCUAUUUUGUGUUCUCCAGACAAUAUAUCCCACCAUUUUCUCCUACUUUAAAAACAUCCAAUAUUUCUUUUAUUCUUGUGCGAGUACUUAGCUGAACUAUUUAUUUAGUCUGAGACAUCCAAUAUUUCUGUUAUUCUAUAAUUGCAUUCCUGUUGAAGCAUGUAAUUACGGAAUGGUAUGUUGUGUGUUUCAGCUCUUGUGGUUAUUUUGAUUUUAUCUGUUGUCAGCUUUUCUUGUAUCUUGGUUCUAUUAGAGUGCUUUGUAGUAUGCCCUUACUUGUAGUGCUACGUGAGUCAAUGUGACUAUGUUUGGAAAUUUGAGUCAGCAGUGCUUGCAUUAUACGGAAUAUGUUGCAUCAAAGUGGACUUGCCCAUUUCUCUUACCAAUUUGCACUGAAGAUCUUAUCAAGUAAUUUUAAUUUGGCUUGGUUAACCUAAAUAGAAGGAAUGAUGUCUACAUUUCUAACAUUAAGUGUUGUUAGUUUGAGAUUGAUGUUGGUUAUCUCUUUCUUACGUGCUGCUGGAGAUUUUUAAUAAAAUUUUCAGGGUUUGGAGGGUAUGAUGUUCAUCAUUAUCAUCAUUAUCAUUACCCCAUUGCCUCAAAGAGGCUCCCACAAGAAGCGGGGUAAGGGGGGGUCGGACGUACGCAACCUUACCCCUGCAAUUGCAGAGAGGUUGUUUCCAAUUGACCCAAAAGCGAUAACGGGACAACAACGGGACAACCAUCUUCUACUUCAUGGAAAGGAAGCGAAGAGGCAUUCAAUCAGGAAUGAAGACAUGCAGAGCAUCAUAAGGUAUUCAUGGUUUGCUGGCGCCAUUAAGGCUUUUGGGUAUUCUGUUGAAGCCUUGGAAACGCUGUUGAUUCCCAUGGUGAAGGAUGCCACUGAGGCCCUUGGUUCCAUGGGAAAUGAUACUCCCUUGGUCGUGAUGUCAAACAGAGAGAAACUCAAUUUCCAGUACUCAAGCAGCUGUUUGGUCAAGUCACAAACCCUCCCAUUGAUCCUAUCAGGGAGAAAAUUGUGACAUCCAUGGAGUGCAUGAUUGGUCCUGAAGGUGAUCUCACAGAAAUGACUGUCUCUCAUUGAAGGGGCCUCUUUUAUCAAUUGAAGAAAUAGAAGCUGUUAAAAAGAUGUACUACAGAGGCUGGCGUAGCAACGCAAUUGAUAUCACUUAUCCCAAGACCCUGGGCAGGAAAGGCUUGGAGCAGACAUUGUGCUGAAGCAAGGGAUGCAAUAAAGGAAGGUUACACAGUUUUUGUGCUUUCUGACAGCUUUCUCGCCACGUAGAGUUACAGUGAGCUCUCUAUUGCUUGUACAACGAAGGAGCCUUUGAUGAUAUUAUCACGUCGCAUUGUUUGGUACUCCAACGUGUGCUUCUGAUAUAGGUUAGAUUGUUUUGCUCAACAUACAUAUUCAUUCUUACAGUAUAAAGUAUGGUCAUAUUAUAUAAACUGCAAAUACUCUUACUGCUCUGUGUAACUGAUGAUUUAAGUUAAUAUUAAUCCAUUAAUAGUCAUUCUUACAUUA